Molecule: messenger RNA, 1997 nt
Organism: Vigna radiata var. radiata (mung bean)
Lineage: Eukaryota; Viridiplantae; Streptophyta; Magnoliopsida; Fabales; Fabaceae
Exons: 4
Coding region: 690-1094 (134 amino acids)
Source: RefSeq, a predicted model, not a curated record
UCUUUAUUGCUGAUAGGAAAAGGUACAUGCUUGUGUUUGGCAAGCUCACACACCUCACAAUGAAGAUCUUCUAGAUUUAAAUUUUUAAACAAGGAAGGAAAUAUUAACUUUAUGACCCGAAAUGAAGGAUGUCCCAAACGACAACGAAACAAUUGGAUUUUUUCUUUGUUGGCCAUGGAAGAUUUAGAUAUUAGAGAUUGACUCUCAAUGGACAGACUCAAAUCUUCCAUGUAGUAAAGGUCAUUCCAUUCUCUAACAUGUCCUGUCGUUCUCCCUAACUUCUUGUCCUGCAAUAUACAAGAGUUGCUAUGAAAAACUACAUUACAUAAGAGGUCCUUGGUAGGUUUUUGUAUAGAUAUCAGAUUUGUGGAUAACUUAGGGACAUGAACAUUUUUUAGUAUUAUUGUUGGGGUUAUUUGGACAUCUCCUUGUCCAGCUGUAGUUAUGAGGCUUCCAUCAGCUUUAGAAAUUUUCUUGCUGUUGGGACAUGGGGAAUAUAUGGAGAAGUGUUUAGGGAAUGAUGUCAUAUGGUCUAUGGCUCCAAAGUCUAGUAUCCAAUAAUGGGUAAAUGAGGUAUUUGAGACAUUAAAUCCAUAAGAAAAUGGGAACUUACCAGAGUAUAUAAACGAACAUGUACCUGUGGGUUUUUCCAAUUUACUAAGAAAGGACCUUACUCUUUCUAACUUCUCAUGGUUGAGUUGUUCAGAUCCUUCUUGACUUUCAGGACCACCAACAACAUGAGUUUGCCCCCCUCUCCUUGGAAGGCCUCCUUUGUGUCCCCAAUCUUUGCUUUAAGGAAUGAAGUCUAUGAUGAAACUCUAGGGUUGGGCAGCAACGAAGGUUGCAAUGAAACUCUAGGGUUGGGCAAUGAUGAAGUUCAUGAUGGAACUCUAGGGUUGGGCAGCAAUGAAGGCUGUGAUGGAACUCUAGGGUUGGGCAGCAAUGAAGGCCGCAAUCAAAUCACGGGAGGGAACCUGCUGGUGGCUACUGCAUGUAAAUUCAGGUCUAGAAGCUUGGGUGGUGGUGGGGAAGAGAGUGGUUUUUGUAUAAAAGUCUCUGAACCCAGAGAUCCACUAGGUCCGACCAAUUUGUAAGGAACCAAGAAUCGAAAAGAGAGAAAAAAAAGUUUUGCGUGAAUAGAUUGAAAAGAACAAAAUUGGAGAGCACUCUCUCCUUCAAGGGCUUUCUUCACAGAGAGCUAAGGUUCAAUCUAUGAAAGUUCACCUCCUUUUCUCCUUUGCUCUCCUUCUUUUCUAUUUACAUCUAACUAACACCUCAAGUAACUAACUCAUUAAUAUUCUAACUAUCUUAACUAAUUUCUCUUCUACGUAUCUUACAAGAUCUGAUGGGUUUCGGAUUGUGAAACCCAAUCAAGAACCUCUCUCGAACUCUCACAGACAGAAAACAAGGGGAAAGAUAUGGAAAACUGUGUAUUAUUAACAGAAAGAAUGGUAUGUGUUUACACUCUACAGAGGCAUAACCCUCUUCCGCAGGUCAAAACCUGUUGUAACAAUGUACAAACAUCCACACCCCCCGACUAACGACCUUGGUAUUUAUACAAUAUUCAACUACACUUCCCACCCUUUCUAACUGUUUUAAUACAGUUAGGCUUACACUACUGAUUAUCAGGAAUAUUCUUCCUUCUCCUUUCAUAGACUCUCCAUGGCCUAUCAAGAUCACUCUCUCCUCCUAGGAUUUUCCCCUUCACAAAGGAUUUUGCCUUUGUCAAAGAGUCAAUGCUGAAUUUACGAUCACAAAAAUCGCCCUUUUCCUCCUAACCUUCUCUUCCUUUUUAUAUAUAACUACGUCUCUAGUUAACUAACUAACCCAUUGAUAUUGUAAUUAUCUUAACUAAUUUCUCCUUAUAUCCUACCAUUUUUGUGUAUCUAUAUGUAUGAUUAUUGAUUUGAUCUUUCAUUUUUUAUGUUAUUGCUAAAAAGAUUUUCUAAUUGCUACUUUAUAUCUUAAUUUCUUUUUUGUCCUCUUUUUUCCUCUAG